CAAAUAUAUAAAUAUAAUCAACAACGCGUCACAUGUUAUAAACAAUACUUGUUUUAUUUUUUUUAUUAUUAUUUUUCAUUAAUAUUGGAAAACGUUUUUAAAAAGUUAUAUUAAAAAGAGUAAUGGGAGAAAAAAAACCAGUUGGUCUUGGUCCAUUUGUGUAUGGUGGAUUGGCAUCAAUUGUUGCUGAAUUAGCAACAUUUCCAUUGGAUACAACAAAAACACGUUUACAAAUUCAAGGGCAAACAUUUGAUAAACGUCAUGCAAUAUUAAAGUAUUCUGGUAUGACUGAUGCACUAUUACAAAUAUCAAAACAAGAAGGAUAUAAAUCAUUGUAUUGUGGGAUCAGCUCGGCAAUACUUCGACAAGCAACAUAUGGUACAAUUAAAUUUGGAACAUACUACUCACUUAAACAAUUUGUAGCUGAUAAAUGGGGAACAAAUGAUUUAGUUGUUUUAAAUAUAAUUUGUGCUGCUGUUGCUGGUUCCAUAUCAAGUGCAAUUGCAAAUCCAACAGAUGUUGUUAAAGUUCGUAUGCAAAUCAAUGGUAAUAUUGGAAAUUUAUCUCUAUAUGGUUGUUUCAAUGAUGUUUAUCAACAUGAAGGUGUACGCGGUUUAUGGAGGGGGGUAGGACCAACAGCCCAAAGAGCAGCAGUAAUUGCUGCAGUUGAAUUGCCAAUUUAUGAUUUUACAAAAUCCAAGAUGAUUCCAUUACUUGGUGACAAUGUUGUCAAUCAUUCUAUUGCUAGUAUGGCAGCUAGUAUUGCAAGUGCAAUUGCUUCAACUCCAAUCGAUGUUAUUCGUACGAGAUUGAUGAAUCAACGACGUAUUAGCUCGCCAAACGAAUCAUCCAGCCAUUUAUACAAAGGAAGUAUUGAUUGUUUUUUAAAGACAAGUAAAAAUGAAGGUUUUUUAGCACUUUACAAGGGUUUUGUUCCUACAUUUCUUCGAAUGGGACCUUGGAAUAUAAUAUUUUUUAUCACAUAUGAACAAUUGAAAAAAUUGCCAAUUUUUUAGAAAUAAAAUUCAAACAAAAUGAAAUAUAAUCAAAAGAUAAUAUAAAAAAACAAAUAGAUAAAAAGCUGAAGUGUACCUGUCUAAAAAAAAAAUAGAUAGCAAAUUCAAUCAUAUAUUUAUCUAGUUUAAUAAUAAUAAAUAAAAAAAGUAUUGUUUUUAUGACAGAUAUUGAAUCUCUGUCGUUUUAUAUUUCAUAGUAAUAAUGAUAAUUAAAAAAAAAGUAAAUACAGUUUUUAUCACUUGAUAUUAUAUUACUAUAAUAUUACAGACUUGACUGAAAAAUAAUACAAUCUCAAUAUAUUAAUAUUUGAAUAAUAAUAAAUUAAUCACAGUUCCAAA
This is a messenger RNA of Aphidius gifuensis, 1355 nucleotides long. RefSeq names its product mitochondrial uncoupling protein Bmcp (gene Bmcp). Bases 123 to 1016 code for a protein of 297 amino acids. The transcript has 8 exons. The record is from RefSeq and is a predicted model, not a curated record. Lineage: Eukaryota; Metazoa; Arthropoda; Insecta; Hymenoptera; Braconidae. Gene Ontology annotation, biological process: transmembrane transport.